CGCCACAGCCCCCCGCGUGUUGGGGGCCGGCGAAGCCGCAUGGCGGCGGCGUGGGGGUGGCGCGGCGGCCCCGCGCUCUUGCGGGGGGUGCUCGGGGCAGCCUCGGGCCGCGCCUGCAGCUCCGGGGCGCUCGUGAGGGCUCCCUCUGCCGCGGCUCAGGAACUGCAAAGCUCAGAAAGAGGACGCUUUCUACUGCAACAUGCUGUUCCCUUCUCUGCUUUUUUGACGGACAGCUUUGGGCGUCAGCACAAUUACUUAAGAAUUUCUUUGACUGAGAAAUGCAACCUCAGGUGUCAGUAUUGUAUGCCAGAGGAGGGUGUUCAGCUGACCCCUAAAUCAGAGCUACUUACUGCUCAGGAGAUAAUCACCCUAGCCAGACUGUUUGUGAAAGAAGGUGUAGAGAAGAUCCGACUGACAGGAGGAGAGCCACUUAUCCGUCCUGAUGUGGUUGAUAUUGUGGGUCAACUGUACAAGCUAGAAGGGCUUAAAACCAUUGCUGUCACAACCAAUGGGAUCAACUUAACCAGACUGCUGCCCCGACUGAAGGAGGCAGGACUGAAUGCCAUUAACAUUAGUCUGGAUACUUUGGUCCCAGCUAAAUUUGAGUUCAUUGUCCGGAGGAAAGGCUUUCACAAGGUAAUGGAAGGAAUCCACAAAGCCACUGAACUUGGCUACCGUCCUGUUAAGGUAAACUGUGUGGUGAUGCGAGGCUUCAAUGAGGAUGAACUGCUGGGCUUUGUGGAUUUCACAAAGGAUCUGCCCCUUGAUGUGCGGUUCAUAGAAUACAUGCCCUUUGAUGGCAAUAAAUGGAACUUCAAGAAGAUGGUAAGCUACAAAGAAAUGCUUGAUACAAUUAAACAGCGAUGGCCUGAACUGGAGAAAUUGACCUGUGAAACUUCCAGCACAGCCAAGAGUUAUAAGGUGCCACAUUUCCAGGGACAAAUUAGCUUUAUCACCUCCAUGUCAGAGCACUUCUGUGGAUCCUGCAAUCGGCUGAGGAUAACAGCGGAUGGGAACCUAAAGGUGUGCCUUUUUGGGAAUUCAGAAGUGUCCUUGAGAGAUCACCUACGGUCGGGUGCCUCAGAGGAAGAGUUGGUUCAAAUCAUUGGAGCAGCAGUGGGCAGAAAAAAGAAACAGCAUGCUGGCAUGUUUAACAUUUCCCAGAUGAAAAACCGGCCAAUGAUCCUGAUUGAGCCUGCAUUGAUGUCAUUCCCACUAUGCCAAGAUGCCCUGCAGUUUCCGGCAAAUUCAAAACAGUGGGGCCACACAUUUAGCCAUUGGCUGACUUUGAGAACAAGUUUACCCAAACAAAUGGGAAAAGCAUUUAUGAAAAAUAAGCUUACAGGACAACCUUUCCUACCAGGAUCUCACCCAGAGCAACAGUGGCACAUAACGACAGGAAUUCUACAAACCCAGCUCAGAGGCUGCUGUGUCUUCCAGAAGGACCCAAGCUCCACGUUUGACACAAAGUGCCUUGAGGCUUCUUCUGUUGGCCAAGUUUCUGUGGACUAUCAGUCCAAAGAGGCAAGUCCAGGAUCUGAAUUCUGUACCAGGGAUUUGGGAUCUUGCACCAAGGUACCUCGUGCCUCUCACAGCUUGACUCACACUGAUGAGGAAGGACGGGCCACAAUGGUUGACGUUGGAGGGAAGCCAGAUUCAAGAAGAAGUGCUGUUGCUGGUGCUGUGGUCUGCCUGGGUCAGAAGGCAUUUGGGAUGGUGAGGCAGAACCAGGUGAAGAAAGGGGAUGUGCUGGCAGUAGCCCAGAUUGCAGGAAUUCAGGGAGCCAAGCUGACCAGCCAGUUGAUCCCAUUGUGUCACAACAUCCCCCUCAACCAUGUUGAGGUGUCCCUGAGCCUGGAUGAGGCCAGAUAUGCAGUGGUGAUUCGAAGCUCCUGUCAGACCUGGGGGAGGACAGGUGUGGAGAUGGAAGCUCUAACAGCUGCCAGCCUGGCUGCCCUGACUGUGUAUGACAUGUGCAAAGCAGUUACUCAUGAAAUUGUGAUCGAAGAGGUGAAGUUGCUUAGUAAGACAGGUGGGCAGAGGGGAGACUUCUCAAGGGUCUAGAUCAUAUCCAGACCCCUCCAGGUGACCACUGUUCAUGUGCAGCCUCUUACAGAACUACUUUUGCUCAGCUGGUAGGCUUGGAAACCUCAGCAGGUAUACCAUCUAACAACCCUACAACUCCAGUUUUGCCUUACCAUGUCAGCUUACUGCUGGGUGAACAGUGGAGCCACUUAUCCCUGUUGAUAACUAUGUGUGUUUUUUUUAGAGGACAGACUUCUCCACUCUGCCAGUACCUUCCUUUCAAUGUCCUCACCAUGAGCUUGAGCAAAGAUUUCUAGGUAUACCACAGAGGUGUUGGGUUUGGGUUUUUUUUCCUUCUUGCUGCGAAAUAUUCACAGCUGCUGUCAUCCAUCAACCAUGCAACUGUGAGCUCUGGAAAUGAAGCAAAUGCUGAAAGUGCUAUUAUUUGGCAAUUAUUUUUAAGUCAAGAAUUAACAUUUCAGAACUGUGUUUGUCCAUCUGUCUCCCAACCUCCUUAGUUGAAUUUAGAAGGUGACAGUGAGAAGAACACAGCUUGGGAACCUUACCAUACAGCAGAGAUUAUAACUGUCAAACAGUCAGGGUCACAGGGGCAGCUCCCAUCCCUUUGCAUUGCUACUGCUUCCCUUGCCUGCAAGUGGGAAAUAUACACAUCUCAGUUUCAGAAGAAAAAAAAAGAUGGCAGCUGACCAGUUGUCUGCCUUGAGUGCUCUGUAAAACAUGAUGUAGAAACAGAAGAUUUCUGGGUUUGGAAGAAUUAUUUUGCUGAUCUGAAAGAUACCUCUUACAAUGUUAUAAGCAUGUUCCAGCAUCUUGACCUUAGCACUCAAAUACAUUGAGGCCCUGUGUCUGCAUGCUUAAGGGCUUAAUUAUGCCAUGCACAGAAAUAGGUGUCAGCUCUCCCUGACUUGAGAAAUGUCACACCAAGCCCCAGAAGACUCCCAAUUUUUUAGUCCUACAGUGCAGCUCCUAGUGACCAGCAACCUGCAUAGUCCUGACAGAUAAAACAAACUUUAAGACUAGUAGCCACUUGGAAGAGUAAGGUAGUUUGUGUUGCAUCAGCCAGAGUGUUUUCCUGCAUGUUUCUCUAAUUUGCUUUCAUGAAGUCUUCUGGCCUCAGAGCACUUAAGUGUUCCAGUGGCCACUGUCACAUAGCAUUAAAUAGCUUUGAUAAUUGACUAUCCUAGAUAAGAAAUUACUCAACAUUGUUAAUAUUGAUGGAUGCUUUUCAAAUGUUAAUUUAAAUGCUCUAAACAGGGUGUUUUCAACUUUGGUUUACUUGUUUUCUACUGCUUAUGGCUAAUAUGAAGUUGCAUAUGAUUCAGGGUGCUCCCUCUCCAUACGCACAGAGAGUUGAAGACAGCUCUAAUAAUGUCAGAGGCUACUGAAAAAGCAUCUUAAGCUUUGCAAGUAGCUGCUUCUCAUGAAAUAAGGUUAAAUUAUUGUGAGCAUCAGUAAAGUACGCACCACACUGUCACACACAUCCUGCUCACUUAAAGUAAGCACAGGCCUAAGAUGAGGAGGCAACAGAUUUUACUACAAAUCUCAUACACUAGCUACCACAGAAGGCACUUUUUCCAUUGCAGAUGAAUUUGUUUCUUUAUUCAUUGGCACUGUGAGAUAAAGCACAUGCAACAACACACCUAGCAGCUACAGCUGUGUCGUGGUUUCAGCCCAGCCAGUAACAAAGGACCACGCAGCCACUGGCUCACUCCCCCUGCCCCCCUCCGGUGGGAUGGGGAGGAGAAUCAGAAAAGAGAAAAAAAACCAAAACAGAACCUUGAGGGUUGAGAUAAGGACAAUUUACUGGGACAACACAAAAAGAGAAGUUACAACAACAAUGGUACUAAUGAAAGAAUAUACAAAAAGAGUGAUGCACAGUGCAACUGCUCACCACCUGGAACCUGAAGCUCUGCCACUGCCCCCACCGAAAGCUGAGUGUGCCCCCCCCCACCCACCCACUCCCCAUUUAUAUACCGAGCAUGAUGUCACAUGGUAUGGAAUAGCUCCUUGGCUAGUUCAGGUCAGCUGUCCCAGCUGUGCCCCCCCCCCCCCCCCCCCCCAGGUUCCUGUAAAAAUUAACUCUAUCCCAGCUGAACCCAGGACAAACUGAAAGGAGGAAGGAGUCUGGAAAGCUUGGUGCCCAAACUCCAUAAACAUUUGUACUCCUACAUUCAGUGUUCUAGUCCUUAUUCCCUUGAUAUCACUGAUCUGUCUUUAAGUUAAUAGUAAGGGCACUCCUGCUCCUUCCCAAGAGUGUACUUAGCACUGUCAUACUGAGCACCAACAAUCCCCCCCGACCCUGCAAAUACAAGAGACCAUGUUCAUCUGUGGAGCUGCUGUGUCCACAGCGCAAAAGUUUCCCUAGCUCAGCAUGGAAACAAAUUGUCAGGAAAAGUAAGCACAUGUGUAACCUGCUAAGUUAACUGAUUUACACAAGCACUUAACUCCCCCUACCUCGCACAACACACUCUGCCCUCACCCAGCCUCUAGAUAGUUUUGAAAACUGAGGAAACUAGACAGUAAUAAUAAAGUGAUGCUUUGGGGCAUACGAUUCUUUGGCUUCUGAGAAGUUUGCCGUCAUGCUGUAAGGCUCACACAAAGGACUACAGAGCAUGUGCAUAACUACCAUGCACAUCUUGCUACUUACGCACAUUUCACUACUUUCUUGGGUUGAGAGUGGCUCAAAGCUUUGGGCAACAGACUUUGGUGCCAUUUUAUGCUCAUGUUACAUUAUUAAAUCUUGAAAUAAUUAACGCACAUUUAUAGAUAACAAACGAAGCAUGAGUCAACAGAACAUUUUGCAAGAGAAAUGAGCUGAUAGGACUGUAUGUUUCACUGGUGCUGGGUGCGCAAUGGUGUAAUAUAUGUUGAUAAACUGACUGCUUUUUGGAGGCUUGCUUUUUUUUUGUCCAUUGCAUUUUUAAUAAAUACUAGUUGUAAUGG
This is a messenger RNA of Harpia harpyja (harpy eagle), 4989 nucleotides long. RefSeq names its product molybdenum cofactor synthesis 1 (gene MOCS1). The transcript has 11 exons. Bases 40 to 2064 code for a protein of 674 amino acids. Lineage: Eukaryota; Metazoa; Chordata; Aves; Accipitriformes; Accipitridae. The record is from RefSeq and is a predicted model, not a curated record. Gene Ontology annotation, biological process: Mo-molybdopterin cofactor biosynthetic process. Gene Ontology annotation, molecular function: metal ion binding; cyclic pyranopterin monophosphate synthase activity; GTP 3',8'-cyclase activity.